UUGAAUGGCCUUAAUAAUUGCGUCUUUUCAACCAAGUGAGAGACGACUUGGCGUUUACUGAAUUCACGAGAAUGACAAACAAAAUUCAAACUCAAUAGCAUAUUUCUUUGUUAGCAAAUUGUAAACUAAGCUUCCUUGGUUGCAUUGUGGAUCUCUCUUUGUGUGUCAAGUCAAGUGCAGGAUGGGUAGUUGCUUCUCUAUCCAAAUAUCAGGCGAUUCAGUACUGGACAGUGUUGGUAGCUGCUUAUGCGGAGAGGGCAAUCCUAUUCGUAAUCUUAAGAAGAAUUUGGUGGCUCUGGAGAAAGCCAUGGUAGAACUCAAGGCAAGGCGAGAUGAUGUGUUAACAAGGAUCCGAUUUAGAGAAGCCAAAGGUCAACGAAGGCUAAGCUAAGUCCAGGUAUGGCUUACUAGUGUUGAGACCAUCGAAAACCACUUUGAUGAUCUAAAUAAUAAUAGAACUAUGGAACUCCAAAGGUUGUGUCUUUCUGGUGUUUGUUCAAAAAACUUAAUAUCUAGCUUCCAUUAUGGGAGAAGGGUUUCUAUGAUGCUGAGAGAGGUUGAGGAUCUUCUCAAACCUAAUGGAGAUUUUAAAGCUGUUGCGGCUGAAGUUGUUGUGACUGGAUGUGUGGUGGAGGAAAGGCCUCUACAGCCAGUAAUUUUUGGUCAAGAAACGAUGCUGGAAAGGGCGUGGAAGCACCUUAUGGAUGAUGAGACUGCAAUUAUGGGCCUCUACGGUAUGGGUGGAGUAGGAAAAACAACUCUUCUCACACAGAUAAACAAUAAGUUUCGUGAGGCAGUUGAUGGUUUCCAGAUUGUCAUUUGGGUUGUGGUGUCUAGUGAUCUACGCGUUGAGAAGAUUCAAGAUGAUAUCGCUAAGAAGUUAGGCCUUCGCGGAGAGGAGUGGGACAUGAAAGAGGAAAUAGAUAAGGUCACUGAUAUACAUGCUAAGUUGAAGAAUAAAAAAUUUGUCUUGUUAUUGGAUGACAUUUGGACGAAAAUAGAUUUAACAGAAAUUGGAGUCCCAUUUCCGACAAAGGAAAAUGGAUGCAAAGUAGUAUUCACCACUCGUUCCAAGGAAGUAUGUGGCCGCAUGGGGGUUGAUGAUCCAAUGGAAGUCCAAUGUCUAACAGACAAUGAAGCGUGGGAUUUGUUCAAGAGAAAAGUCGGACCACUCACGUUAAAAAGCUACCCAAGCAUUCCUGAACAAGCAAGGAAAGUUACCAGAAAAUGUUGUGGGCUACCGUUAGCUCUCAACGUCAUUGGCGAGACCAUGUCAUGCAAGAGAACUAUACAAGAAUGGGAUCUUGCUGUUCAGGUUUUGAAUUCGUAUGCUGCAGACUUUUCUGGCAUGGAAGACCGAAUCCUUCCUAUUCUAAAGUAUAGCUAUGACAACUUGAAGAGUGAACACAUCAAGUCAUGCUUCCAGUAUUGCUCUCUUUUUCCUGAAGAUUAUUUGAUAGAAAAAGAGAAGUUGAUAGACUACUGGAUUUGCGAGGGAUUCAUAAGUGAAAAAGAAGAUAGAGAAAGAAGAGUAAACCAAGGUUAUGAUAUAAUUGGUACCCUUGUCCGUUCAUGUUUGCUGCUGGAGGAAGAAGACAACAAAUCAAAGGUGAAAUUGCAUGAUGUGGUGCGUGAGAUGUCUCUAUGGAUAUCAUCUGAUUUUGGAGAAAACAGAGAAAAGUGUAUCGUGCGAGCCGGUGUUGGGUUAUGUGAGGUACCGAAAGUCGAAAAGUGGAGUGCUGUCGAAAAGAUGUCACUGAUGAUUAAUAAGAUUGAAGAGGUAUCUGGUAGUCCCAAUUUCUCCAAACUAACAACUCUAUUCCUCCAAGAAAACAUGCCAUUGGCAAGUAUCUCAGGUGAAUUCUUUAAGUGUAUGCCAAAACUAGUUGUUUUGGAUCUAUCUGAGAACUUGGGUCUUAAUAGAUUGCCGGAGGAAAUAUCAGAGUUAAACUCCUUAAAAUAUCUUGAUUUGUCAAGAACAAUGAUCUUGCGACUACCUGUUGGUCUCUGGAAGUUGAAAAAGCUAGUACAUUUGUACCUAGAGGGUAUGAGGGAUCUUCUGAGUAUGGAUGGAAUAUCUAAGUUGUCAAGUUUAAGAACAUUAAAGUUACUAGGUUGCAAACAACUUAGGUUUGACAAAAGCUGCAAGGAGUUGGUUCUCUUGAAACAUUUAGAAGUUCUAACCAUUGAAAUCAAGUCAAAAUUGGUUUUGGAGAAACUGUUUUUCUCACACAUGGGGAGGAGAUGCGUUGAAAAGGUUGUUAUCAAAGGAACAUGGCAAGAAUCUUUCGGAUUCUUGAACUUUCCGACUAUUCUUCGUAGCCUCAAAGGUUCUUGCUUCUUAAGUCUCUCUUCUGUGGCUAUAAAAGAUUGUGGUGUAAAGGAUUUGAAGUGGUUGUUGUUCGCUCCAAACCUUAUACAUCUAACUCUGGUGAAUUUAUUGCAACUAGAAGAAGUAGUGAGCAUAGAGGAAGCUGAUGAGAUGCAGGUACAAGGUGUUGUUCUUUUCGGAAAACUAGAAACUCUACUGAUGAGUGACUUGCCUGAGGUGAAGAGCAUCUACGGGACUCCCCUGCCAUUUCCAUGUCUGAGGGAAAUGGACAUAGAACAAUGUCCGAAACUUGGGAAGCUUCCGCUCAGUUCCAAAAGCGUCGCUGAAGUUGAAAGGUUUGUUAUAAUAUACAGAUCGGCAGAUUGGAUAGAAAGGGUUAAUUGGGAGGACGAAGCCACGAGACUCCGUUUCCUGCCUUCACGCAGAAUGGAAGACAACCCAGAGAGGCAUCUUGAUUUUCUAUAAACCAUCAAACCGCAUCUCUUCCAUAGUGCACUUUUCAAAACUAUCAGACAAAUAGAUACGUGUUCCAGACAUGUUACUCUCCUCUUUUUUUUGCUUCCUCUCUGUCAGUUGAUUUGUAUCAAACUUCUUUUUUUCUGCAAACGUUGUGGUUGUGUUUUGAAGUGUGAGUGUGUGUGUUCAUUGUAAUAUAUGAUACAUUGAUACUUGAAGAUGGUCUUAUCUUCUGACAUUUUUUUUCGAAUAAAUAAAAAUGGCGGGUGCCACCUUAAUGGGAAAAUAUCAACGGCUAGAUUUGUUAACUCAGUCAACGGUUUGCUGAGAAAGAAAAUACGCAAUCCACUUUAUUGCAUCUCCUCCUUCUGCAACUCUCUUUGCUUCGAUCCAAGUACUAGCUCUCUCUUUUUUUGCUUUAUCUAAUUCUUCAGUAGCAUUCUGUGUACAUAUGUUUCUCUCUGUUUGUGUAUGUCAAAUGUAUGUGAUCUGUGAACCACACAGAAGGGACGACUGAAAAAGGUAGCCGCCGGAUUCUCCGCUUCUCUUCCCUCCAUUAACUUCAGUCUUCAUGCUUCUGCCAUCCCUCAGGAGCUGGUACUGAAUCCCAAUUUGGUCUAAAAACUGAUGAUACAAUGGCUCUUGCUUGCUUUAGUUCUUAGAUGAACACUGUUGUUUUAUGGUUGAUACAUAAUUGUUAAAUGUGAAAUUUAAGAAACAAACUGUGUUUUUGAUGUAUGUGUAACCUUGUUCAUGGAUGAGAUGGGUUACUUUAAGUCCUGAGCUGUAUAUUUUUUGCUGGGAUGCUUUACUUUUUCCCCUAGGUGAGAACAAUGAGCUAGAUGAUCUAUCAGCUUUUAGCGAGAUUGUUCCUGAUACAGUCUUUUUUUCUAUGACUUUGAGAGGCAAGUUACAUCUCUACUUCAUGAAACUUUAGUUACUGCUAUAUCAUUAAACCAGAGUCAGAAAGAUUGUAUUGAGUUUUUGUCUGGAUCGAGGAUACAAGUAAUGCUAAAGUUAACAUUUUAAUCUCUUUAGGAUUGGGCUCGUAACCAUUCAGGAGAUACAGAGAUUGAAACUGACACCGAAUCCGGAGAAGAUCCCAGUUUGGCCUUGGUUAAAUGAUCAUAUAACUACAUUCACAAGUAUGGUUACAAGUCCAAGCAUAUGGCUGCUGCUCUCCCCAGCUUUGACCAUUCAAGAUUCUGAUUCCAUUCUAACUCUUCAGUGUUAUCCUCAGUCUCAGGGUUGAUUAUGUCAUUGCUCCAUUAAAGGUACUUCAAUCUCUCAAAGACUCACCUGCCAUUCCAGAUGAUGAAAAAUACUCCGUUCGGAAACUUUCUCCUGAUACUGCAGCACACUACAACUUCACCAACAAAUAGGUUAGUUCUGAUCACUAAACCUAACGAGCACUUCUGGUUAGCUCAACCGCUGUCUAAUCUUUUUUGUCAGCUGGUGUGGAAGGUUAUGCGAACCAAGCGAAACGUGUUGCAGAGCUCUUUAGGAAGAUUUAGCUACAUCCGAAUGUCUAAAACGAAGUUUUUAUCUUACUAAGGAUGUCAGACAAUAUACUGUUACAUUUGCGACGGAUUGUUCUCAGUUGGUGAAGAUGGUUUCUGAACCCGACGAAUGGCCAGCAUUUGCAAGUUAUCUAGAAGAUAUCAAGAUCCUACAAGGAAGUUUCCACAGCUCACAGCUUAUCCAUAUUCCACGGACUUUAAAUUCAAGGGCAGAUAGCCUCGCACGCAGUGCAAGGAAACAACCCUCGUUUGUAGUCCAUAUGGGUGCGGAGCUUCCAGUUUGGUUUACAGAGUCUAUAUGAGUCUGUUUGUUUGUUGCUGACAAAAAAAAAAAAAAAAAAAAAAAAUCUUACUAAGGA
This is a messenger RNA of Brassica napus (rape), 4667 nucleotides long. Its product is annotated as disease resistance protein RPS5. Gene Ontology annotation, molecular function: protein binding; ADP binding. The coding region runs from base 461 to 2797 and encodes 778 amino acids. Lineage: Eukaryota; Viridiplantae; Streptophyta; Magnoliopsida; Brassicales; Brassicaceae. The transcript has 2 exons. The record is from RefSeq and is a predicted model, not a curated record.